AUGCAUGCUCAAGAUCAUCAAGCCCCACACAUUCGAAAGAAACUUGUUGCCAAAGCAAUAACAGGAAUAAGCCAGAAGCAAAAGAAAUUGAAGGAAAUUGGAAGUGCAAAACAAAAAGAAGCAAAAACAUACGAUGAGCUUGUUGAAUACCUAGAUGAGAAUUGCAGAAACAAACAUCUAAAAGAACUGGAAGAGUGGGCAGACUAUCAUAGUAUCUACCAGCUUGCAAAAGUGACGAAAAAUCUCCGAGAAAGUUGCAAAGGCGUUGAUUUUUACUCAAAACGAAUCAAGCUCAAUGAACGAGUUCAUGAAGCAAAGAAGCUUAUAGCAAGCUUAGAAAAAGAAGGAGUCGGCUGCAUCGCGUAUACAAGAGUGAUUAGACUGGUAGAAAUUGGUUUUUCAAUCGACACAACAAUCAAAGACCCUCGCUGGCGAAAGUUUUGGCAAAAUACUGUGACGAAGGAUGAAAUAGAACUAACUCUCGAAAAGAUGGCGAACUUGCUAAACGAUUUUGCCUUAGAAUUCUCCUUCAAUUGCCCAAAUAUCAACACGAAAAAUUUCGUCCUGAACGUCAUCAAUUUCAAAAAGAAAUGGUACCGAAAAAACUCCUUCAAAAAGCUCGAAUAA
Messenger RNA from Oikopleura dioica, 627 nucleotides. The record is from the annotation of a GenBank genome assembly. NCBI's taxonomy places the organism in Eukaryota, Metazoa, Chordata, Appendicularia, Copelata, Oikopleuridae.